CAGGCUUUUGUGAAUAAUUCUAGGCUAUUGUUACAAGUACAACAAAGCAUGAGCGUAAAGUACGUGAUGUUGAACUAGAUAAGGCUUUCACGAUGUACUUCUUAGGCUUAUGCGCAGUAGAACACUAGGUACAGCUCGAGAUUGAGCAAGUAGAGAUUGAUACAAUGUCGCUGUCGUAGAAGUAGUUAUUCGCUCAGCAUAGAAGUACUACGUCAGUAUUACUAGAAAGUGGACUUGUAGAAGAUAAGAAGAAGUUAUUCUUCCUGCUAUCAAGAAAAAGAAUAAGAAACACCAAGCCAUGUCAUCCGAGGUGAGAACGUUGCUGCUCCAGAUCGGCAAGGAGCUCGGGAGAACCGACGCCCAAAUGGAACCUGCCAUCGCAAAACUGGAGGAUCAGUGGUACGACUCUCUCGAUUCGCUGCGCGCUAUCACUGACUGGGCACCGCUUGGCUUGCCACAACGACUCGUCGAUGAAAUACAGAAGAGGAUACGACCUGUAGGCAAUGGCGGAGGUUCUCCUCGUGUAGCUAAUGCUGCUGGAACAGCGAAUGCAGUAGCCGGUGGUCCGAAACCAACGCCAGAAGCAGUGUCGCAACAUUCGGGAGGUCACGUUCUAGGUGGAGGCAGUUGUAGUUCAUCUUCAUCAAGCAAAGGCCCACAUGGAGCAACAACAGCGACAUCUCCAAACAAAUGGGACUUAGCUCCAGAGAACGUCCCUCUUGGAGAGGCUGUUGGCGAUCUGGAAGCGCUUGCAGUGAAACUAGUUUCCUCAUCAUCGAGUAACAACGGAGCAGAUGUUUCGACCUGUGUAGCGACAGUCUUCAAGCUGUUACACGCAGUUUUGAAGAAUCCGGAGGACGACGCAAAAAGAAGCAUCAACUUAGCAAACGAGAACUUUCAUCAAAGGGUACUGCACUACAAGAAAUUUCUAUUUUAUUAUUUGUAGAAGCGCCGCCGCCGGCGCUGAAAUAAUUAGUUUUAGCAGAUAGGAGGAAGAGGAUACUUGAUGAUGAUUACCCUUUUCUCUUUUCUAUCUUCCUCCUCGUCUGGUCUUUCAUUUUUCUAGUUAGGUCGUCUCACGCAACAUUAUUAGUAGAACUUAGUGGUAGUCUCGGACGCAGAUAGUAGUCGUAUUCUAGCAGUAGUCCCUCCUUGAUUUUCUGCUUGUGUUCACCAUACAGCGAAAGCGAGACGCAAACGUAGGUUCUUUUCAUCUGUUCUCGUCGUACCUACCUUCCUCCAAAUCAUCCACCCUGACCAUGAAGGUAGGCCGUUUCGCACCCGCCAUUGAGUUUCUUCAAACAAGCGGGUUUCAGAAGCUUCAGACCGAGAAUAAACUGGUUAUGCGGAAGGCAUACAUAUCGCGAUUGACGGACGCCCAUAAUUUCCUAGCACAAGCCGUUCAGCAGUCGAAUAUAUCUGUGUCAAUCAUCCCAGCGUUGCCGAUGAAAUUCAACCCCUUCCAAUCCAGUUUCUCAAGCAUCGCAGCAAGCCAAACAGGCAGACCUGUCGGGAAAAUGGCGGAGAAACGUAUCUCUCCAAUAAUUCUUGAGAGUAACCUCCUUGAGAACCACAUCAAGAUCCACAGAACAUUGUUGAACAUUGUUUUCAGUCCUCUGCUAGUAUGUUAGUUCAGUAUCUUCAUGUUCAUACGAUUCCGACCAUGAAGAUCAUAGUUUCCUAUCUUUUCCAUUCAUUCAAGAUCAUGAAAUCCUAGAUCUAGGACUAGAUUUAGAACUCAGCUCUACCACAACGUCAAACUAAGGUUCCCAAGAAGCAGCUCAACUGGCAGAAGAACUUGCGCAGAAGAGGCAGCAGCUAGAGGCUAUGGAGAGACCCGAUCAAGCGAUGGACGAUAACGUCGCAAGCUUUUUGCUAGGCCCUCCGAAGUUGUGUUGGACGCAAGAUCUAGGUAUACGAACUUUCUAAGAGGAAAUAUGACGGUGCUGAAGUUGUUUUGAUCCUAGAUGAUGCUAGAGUUGUGACCACAAGUUCUUGUACCUUGUUAGAAUUAAAUGUACUCAACGAUAUUAUCAACUGCUCGCUCUGGUGGACGAAGUACAUGAGCAGUUGGAGCACAACACCAACAGACCAAUUUUCUACUCAAAAAUGAUGAGAGCAAGCGUUUCUCACGAUGGUCUCAUGAGGCGAGAGCCGCUGAUUCCAAUCCGUUUACCCAGCUCACUCUGACAUUUGAAUUUGGUCUGUGAUAAGUGAACAGGCCAACGCCUAAACGACCACUAAGCCAACUGCGCAUAGGUGGUUCGGCCGCCUUUCUCGCGAUCUCUGUUGGCUUCUCCAUUCCACUAGAAUGAAGACGUUCUACCUUUACUCUGGUCCCUCACGACCCUGCUGAUGAGGUCUAUCUUCCUAAGAGAAAAUGGUAAAAAUGACAAUGACAAUUUCAAUUCUUGUUUUUCUUCCCUUUUAAAAAUGUCACAAGAAGAUCUUUCCCCACGACUCUGUGAAAUAGGUUCUCUCAAAGACGCAAUUAAAGCAAGCGCAGAGGAGUUUAUGGAAGACGGCGAGACAGACGACGCAAUAAUCCGAGACCUCGUGAGAGGUAUGCAAGGAACUGGCGCGGGAAAUUUUAAAGUUAAGAUAUGAAUAUGAUUCAUAUUAUGAAGAGUAGUACCAAUUUUAAGUUAUGUUCCAACUGACGAAAGAUAAGGAAUCAAUGUUGAUCAUGUUGGCUAAAAAACAAUGGGGGGGUACUGACAUUCUACUCGAUCGUCGACCAAGAAGAGCAUUAUUAUCGUUAAAUUUUUCAAGUCUUCAUGUUCCUCUAAAAAAUCACGCGAAAAGUCCGAAUUAGCCGAUUUCCAGAGAAGAAAAGUAUACCAAGUCGUCCUCAUCCGUAUCCUGUUUCCGAACAAGAUGAUUUUCGAAGUCAAAUGCAGACCGAAUGAGACGGUACUUACUUAAAUUUUGUAUCUUCUUUUCGUAUUUGGUAUUGCUGAUCUUGAACUUGAUCUAGUGCGUGGUUGUUGUAAAUGAAAAUAGGUAUCUGUACCGCAGGCUCAGAAAAAGUAGGGAGUAUCUGUACCUCAGGCUCUUUAGGAAAAGGGACGAGUCCCACAAACUCAUGUUGAAGUUGACUUUUCCAAUUCUCGUCGUCACCGUCUCGAUUCAUAGGUAAAGGCGCUUUACCGCAAAGUGGAAACAAUUUUACGGUUGAAAGCGGAUACUGACUUUUACCUCUAUGACACACCGCCAAUACGAAAGUUCAGCCCUUCUUCCCGUAAAACGCUUACGCAAGAGGGGCUUGCUCCCGGCAGCAACCUGCAUCUCGGACUAGUCACUGAAUCCGCUUUGCUGCAGCAAUACGCUCAAACGAAACUAGCUUCAAACGGUGCUUCUAGUAGUUACUCCAACAACACUCGAACAGUGUCCACAGUAGCCCUGCCAAUGCAGCCAGAAUACUACUUGACUGCGGAGGCGUUAGCUUUACUCCCGCCAGAACCAAAGCCAAUGGAUAUCACUCCAGCCGCUUCUUCAUCACACGCGAGCGGCAACUCCCAACAGUCCCGUCUUUUGGGUGAAGCAGCAAGCGCGAGUAAUGGCAGAGCACUAGGGAAUCCGACAAGUAAACCUUUUCCGAGAGCUGCAUAGAAAUCACGUCGAACAAAGACGAAGACCAAGGGGAUUCAUUGCCGAAGUUUUUAGAGGAGAACAAGCUUUAGGGAAGUCGUACUGAAGUAAGCCAACUAAAUUUAUUUGUCUUUUGAUUAGGUCAUCGUCAUUUGCUGCUGUAGACCAAAGAUCGCUUUCUUAUUUUCAUAGCGACCUCGUCACCAAAGGCAAUCUUUUUUGGGCAUGUUGUACUUCACCCAGUAUUUAGUCAAUCUUGACCCAGAGUACGACCCUCAAAUUUUUGAAAUUAUACUCGCGGCCAAGCAGGUGAACCAAAACUACAGACUAUGCGUGGUGUCAUCAAUUGAAAGCCGCAUACUGUAGUCCUCUUGUAAAAAAAAGGCUCGCCUCGUCCGCGCAUCACAGAGAAGAUGAACAUUUAAUUACAUGAAGCUGCUGGCUGCAUGUAAAAAUUACCAAAAAGAUGUCGCAGCGAUG
Molecule: messenger RNA, 4071 nt
Organism: Amoebophrya sp. A25
Lineage: Eukaryota; Dinophyceae; Syndiniales; Amoebophryaceae
Source: the annotation of a GenBank genome assembly